Messenger RNA from Manduca sexta (tobacco hornworm), 583 nucleotides. RefSeq names its product alpha-crystallin B chain. The coding region runs from base 77 to 580 and encodes 167 amino acids. Gene Ontology annotation, biological process: protein refolding; response to heat. The record is from RefSeq and is a predicted model, not a curated record. Gene Ontology annotation, molecular function: protein folding chaperone. Lineage: Eukaryota; Metazoa; Arthropoda; Insecta; Lepidoptera; Sphingidae. The transcript has a single exon.
CAGCGAGCGUAAACAUUCGAGUCGAAUCUUGACAAGCGAAACCAAAUCAACGAAACGAAGAAAACAAAUCACAAAAAUGUCGUUGAUGCCAUUCUGGCUCCGUCAUUUGAGGAACGUGGCGUCCAGGGAUCCCAUCACAAGAGUAUUGGAAGAUCAGUUCGCUGCAUUGUCGAGAGAUCCCUUCUUUCGCGACCCCGUGAAAUUUAUUAGACAAUUGUCAGCUCCAUAUGAAGAUCAUCAUGGAAUCGAAGGCGUCUAUUCAGACUCCGAAGUAAAAGUAGACGGCAAAAAAGUGGAAGUUCAUCUGGACGUUCAGAACUUCUCCCCCGAACAGAUUGAAGUGAAGACAAUUGGCAACGAGAUUAUGGUGGAAGGGAAGAAGGAGAUCAAACGCGAAGACGGAUGGACCAGAAGUCAUUUCGAGAGAAGAUUCCUGCUUCCUGAAGGGUUCCCGCCUGAGCGAGUGGAGUGUCAUCUAGAUAAGGGGAAGUUGAAACUAGUGGCAUUCAGAGCGCAACCAUUGGAAGAAAAGAAGAUUCCAAUCCAAGACAAAUCUUGCGACAGUGAGGAAAAAAAAUAAUGU